Molecule: messenger RNA, 312 nt
Organism: Ostertagia ostertagi
Lineage: Eukaryota; Metazoa; Nematoda; Chromadorea; Rhabditida; Trichostrongylidae
Source: the annotation of a GenBank genome assembly
AUGCACUCCUCGGUGACUCCGUUACCGGACGCUUCCUUAUUAAUCAAUCUGAUCGAUUCUGGUGCCGCUGUGCUUGUUGCUUACGAUUGUGCGAAAAAUUACGAACCAGCUCUGCGACAUGGGCACGGAGCUCAUUGGGCUUUACUGGUCGGAUAUCUAUACGUGGAUAUGGAUGCAAAAGAUAUUCGUCCCGCUGCAGAUGUUGUUGUGAAAGAUGAAGAUGCCUUUUAUGUUUUCGCUUACCAUGGCAAGAAAGCAAGCAUAUGGGGCUGUGGUCUUACUCCAGCCUUCGGCAGAGCUCGUUCAAUUUGA